CUCCGAGACCAGUUUAAAAAGUGCUUGGCCGCGUUUCCCCCCUCUCUCUCCCCCAUUUUUUUUUUUCAGACCAAUUUCUCUCUCCUCUCACCGGAAACUCGAACCACUCUCUUCUCCGGUGGUUUUCCGGCCAUAUCUCACUCACCGGAGGUCCAAAUUAAAUUCCGAGACCACCCCCGUGCUCCUCUCGUCGGCGCCCACCAGUCUAUACCAGUGGGGUUGAGUUUCGUGGUGGUUUGGGUCGCUGGAAAACCGCGACCCUUCGGUGUUCCUCCGGCCCGAUCUCUCUCCUCCGACCUCCGAUCGAGAAGCCACGACCACCACCGUGUUCCUGGUACCCGGGGCCUCAUUCCCCAAAGUUUUGGGUCAGUUUGGCUCUGGUGAAGUCGUCGGCGACGACAAUUCGGCGAGCCUUCCGGCGAGCUCCCCGGCGAUUUUCGUGUUCUCUCGCUUUUCCCUCACCUUCCCCACGAUAUCUUCUUGUGCCUCCAGGUGUGCUUCUCUAUUUUUACUUGUCAUUUAUGGAGGAUUGAUAUUGUGGGUUUAGUGAGGAAGUUCGGGGAUUGGUUUGUGCUUUGAUUAAUUCGGUAGGCCUCCUCUAUUGCUUGUUGUGUUUGUUCAUUCUUUGGUUGGCCUACCGAGUAUAUAUGAGUUGUGGUUGCCCCGCUUGGAGCCUAAUUUGCUGUCCGGAUGUAUGAUCCGAGGGCUCCAAGUGCGUUUGAGUUUGUGUGAAUGGUGAAUGGUUCUGAUUGAUUGUGAAUGUUUUUCCCUUCCUGGGGCCUAGUCCACUGUCCGAACUUAUGAUUCGAGGGCCCCGGGUGAGGAUGAUUGUGACCUCACCAUUGACGAAUUUCCAUGUAUGUUGUUGGGUUUCUGCUGUUUUGUGGCUGCAGGAAGAUGAAGACUUACUUGGCCAUGCUCGACGCCGACCAGAGGAAGACUCUGAAGGACAUCCGACGCCGCAAAUUCGUUAAGCACCAUUACCUCGAUUGGAGGGUUUUCGAGGAGCUGGGUGCUUGCGAGGCAAUGGAGGCUGCCAUCCGCGCUUACUCUUGGUGCCGCCUCCUCUGCCUCGCUGAGCCGAUCUAUCAGGAGCUCCUCUGGGAGUUCUACUCUACCUUCGAGCAUUUCCGGACCCACGCGGGCUCACACGGCAACGCCAUCCAGUUCCGACUCGGAGGGGAGUUUUACUCCCUGAGCUAUGAUGACUUUGGUCGGGCACAGGGGCUCCUUCCACCUUUCGCCUGUCACCUGGAGAUCGAAGAGCCCGACAGUCCCAUCUUUCGGGACCAGCAGUUCUUCGAGAGGAUCUGCCUCCCGGAGUUCUCAGGCGCUGUUUUCACACCGGGCUACACCACGGCCACUCAGAUGCGCCUAGAGUGGCGCAUCAUCAACCAGCUGUUGGGGAAGUCUUACGCCCCCAGCGAGGGCUCCACCAGUCAUCUUCAGCUCCGCACCUUGCAUUGCCUGCACUCCAUGAGCCACGAGGUGGACAACCUCCAUCUGUCCUCCCUCAUCGCCAGGACUGUCGUCAAGGCUUCUCGGUGUGGUCGACCCCUGGCGUGUGGGCCGGUGGUCACUGCCCUGGCACGGUACUACAACAUCGACCUCUCCAGGUUCACUCUCAUACAGGAGGCGAAGCCCUUCUCCAGGGACACCCUACGGCGCCAGCUGAUACUACAGCGCGAGGGGGACGUGACCUGGAUCCGGGGCCUUCCUCGCCCUGUUCCUCGUGCACCAGAGGGUGAGGAACUCCCCGAGGCGAGUGCUGCUGCGGCCAGUCGGGCCAAUCGUCGGCGGCGGAACACUCCUUCUGCGCCUGGCGCCUCCACCUCUGCUGCCGGCCCAUCUGCUGCCGCACCCACCACUUACAUUGCCGAGCAGCUGGCAGCCCUUUCCCGCCAGAAUGAGCAGAUCCUUCUUGGCCAGGAGCACCUCAACGCCCGCCUCGACCGUGAGCGCGAAGGUCGCCGCCGCAUCAUCUCAGCUCAGCAUUACAUGAUGAGCUACUGGGACAUGGAUCCUGAUGCUGUUAGCUACCCUUGGGAGGCGUCCCCGGGGCAUGAGGACCACUACCCGCCCCCGACCGGCGAUGGAGGGGAUGAGUACUGAUCUGGUUUUGCCAGCCCAUCGAGUUGGGGCUUGGCUUUUGUCUAUCUUUCCAGACUUAGACUCCGUAUUGUGUUUGGUUUUUAUUUCUUGUUCCGUAUUGUGUGGAUUGUUGACUUGGAACUAUGUUUUAUUUCACCCAAUGUGUGUGUUCUGUUGGUUCUAGCUCUGUGCCCGUCGGACUGGUCCUUGUCCAGUCCUCUGCUUUUGACUGGUCCGCCAUCCAGUCAACGUUCCUGACCACUGUUUCACGGUAACAUCGUUCCCUUUCCCUCGGCUACAUUGAGGACACUGUCGCAUUUAAGUGUGGGGGGGUUCUUUGUAUUUAUUGGAACGUAUAUAUGGGUGCUUGGAGCCUAGUCCGCUGUCCGAAUCUUACGAUUUGAGGGCUCCAAGUACUGCUGUUUGAUCAUAUUGGCACUGUGUUUUGAUUGAUGAAUUGAACGGUUUUCGGAUUAAUGCAUGACAACUUGUUGGUGACUAGGACAACCUAUGAUGAGGGCUGAGAUGUGCAGUAGAACGAUGUAGGGGUUCAGUUUUUCAACUGUUUGCUUACCAACUGUGACUUGAUCUGAUCACUUGUCUUGACAGUCGUUUAUGCAUCUAGUUCAGGGUAUCAGAAUGUGAGAUAGAGCAUAUAGGUAGCCAUGUGAGAUUUGAGCCUGCUCGUCUCUUUCUUGUGCGAUAGAUCCCUCUUCCAUGAUGUGUAUCAUUCACGUUGUCAUUAGCUAAGAUGAUGGGGGCAUAGGAUUAGCCCACGCCCAAAACUGACUGUCCUGAUGUGUCAUAUCCCCUAGUCAGCCCCUUUGAGCCGUGUGUUAUCCUUUCUUUUGGUCUAUAACGAAAAAAUCACCCUUGUUGCAUCUUUUAGAAGGUUCCACAGAGUGGUUGUUACAUAUUCUCUGCUGUUUCUGCUAAAGUUUAUGUGAGUGUUGGAGGCAGUGCUUGAAAGUUGGGCAGAUGUUUGAAAUAUGUGCAGAAGUGGUGGCUCUCUUAAGAAAUGAAAAGAUAAAUGAAAGAAUAACAAAGAAAAAUUGAAAGCAAAAGAGAGCCACUACCAAAAAUCUGAAUAACGCCCAUUAAGUAGUGUUUCUUAGCAGUCUGGCUUGGAAAUGCUGAUGUUUAUGCCUCCUUCGCUCUUGUGCUCUUGAGAUGUUGAGUAUUGCAGAAUAGCAGAAAGGGAAUACCGGUUUGUUUGACUGUGAUUGUGUGGGUUUGGAAAUGUGGAACCUUGUGCUAUGAAUACUUCCACCACCUAAAAGGCCUUUUCCCCAUGUCCAAGACCCUAGCCAGUCAUUUGAACCUGUGUCUAAGACCUCCUGAUUAGUUAGUGGUGACACCCCAUAUGUGAACUCUAGCAUUUAGAGGCUGCCAUCAUGGUGAAGAGAUGUUAGGGAUUAAGAGAAAUAACAUGCGUAUUUUUCGCAUCAAAUUGUCCUGACCCCACUGGUCGAGAGUGAGUGAUUCAUUUUCAUAUGCUAUAUACUCUUGUACCCCGGUGAGGACCUAGAUUGCUCGGUCUCUAUUCUGAUGUUUUGAGUUGGAUGCAUGAGUUGACUGUUUUGAGUAAGUGGUUGAGUCAAGUCUAGGUUGGUUGGUGAACAGAAGGGAGACUCUUCCUUUACUCGAUUUUGCUGCACUCGAAUGUCUUUUGUGGUGGUUGUCCAGGUUGCUAGUGAAGUUGGUCAAGUAUUGAUGUUUGAAAACCAGUACGAUUCACGUGUUCUGUGCCUUUAUGACUUGUCCCCAAUGUUUGUUGAUUGAAAUAUGUGAGCUUACCUUGUGUCUGACUUGGUUUGCUUGGGGACAAGCAAACGGUUAAGUGUGGGGGAAUUUGAUAGCAUCGUAUUUGCACGUGUUUUCACUCGGGUUUCCUGUCCAUUUUGGCUCGAAUAGAUUGUUCCUUGGCCUAUUUUACGCUAGGUUGUGUUGUUUUGUCGUAUUUCAGGUCCUAUCAAGUAAAGAGGUGCAUAGGCGCAAGUUUCAGGUCAUUUGGAGGUCAGAUGGCGAAUCACAGAAGGAAUUACGGGCAGCCCCUGCCAAAUUACGACCGUAAUUGGUCAGGGCAUGCCCGUAAAACAAUUGCCGAGCCUUUUCCCCAGAAUUUCCUCUCGGUGCUAAAAUUACGGGCAAGACCCCCAAGAAUUACGACCGUAAUUCCCAAAUUACUGGCGGUAAUUGGGAAAUUACGGGGGUAUCUCCUCCUCCUUCAGCUUAAUUGAAACGUGCGUUUUGGGGCGAAUUACGGGCAGGACGUGAUUACGGCCGUUAUUUAGCCCGUAAUUCGCCCAGAGUCGGGUUUUUGAAGCCAGAAUCGAGCCAAGGAAAGGGGAAUCGAAUUUCUUGAGCAAAAACAGAGCCCUAGAGAGAGAAAGGACGAAGAACUCACCCUAGAAGCCAUCUUGGAGCUGGGUUUCAUCAAAUCAAGCUUGGAGAUCGUCCUAGGAGUGGAAAUCAUCAUCCCGGAGCAGAUUUUCCUCAUAUUUAUGAGUAUGACUACUCCUAUUACUGUUUUCCUCUCUCUCUCUAUGGAGUAGAACCGCUCUCUCACUUGGGGAUGAAGAACUCUAGUUCUAUGUGUUAGGGAUUGAUUGUAAUGACUUGGGAUGAGAUUACUGUUUGAUUUUAAUGGAAUGAUGCAUGUUUAUUGAGUCAAUUGAAGUCUGAUCAACUUUUCCUGAUUCCUGCUGCAAUCUGAGAUAGAUAGAAUCUGAUUAGGUUGCUAGAGUCUCAUCAUUCGAUAGUAGGAGAUUGGCUAUACGAGAGUUAGCCAGUUUACUGCUUUGUACUGGAAUCCAAUUCCAGUAGUGGAGUUCUGUUCUUACUGCUUCAGCUUUCUAUCCCGGUGAAGACUAGUCGUCUGCCGGGUAGUUAGACUGAGAGGGCUUGGUCAGCUUAAGAGAUUCCAAGCUACUGCCGGAUCUUCCGCAGUCUAAUCAACAGUAAAUCAACCCAGGGAAAUACAAUUGAAACCUAACUAAGGAGCUAGGGGGACUCAUUCCCGAGUGACUCUUUCCUGCUUAAGAAAACCGAAUAAUUUCCUGCUUUAUUUCUGCUUUUGCUUUUAAACAAGAAUCACUUACUUUAGUUGGCUAGAUAACAGAGAAUCACUGAGUAAGCAGUAGAUCUAGACCCCGGGUUGAUAAUAUAACUUGCCUGUUACUGCAUUCCCGGUCUGCGAUUACACUUGGUCGCAGAUUGGUGUUGUGUUUUGGCGUGUCAGCUACCCUCUUCGACUCUAUGUUGAGGAAUGGGAUACGAUCCAAGCCACUAAUGUGACCCUCUCAACCUAUCGACUUAGGAAUGGUUAGACUUCACCCUCUAAUUGGAGUUCGGACGGCCACCCACAACCAAACCCUAAGCGCUAAUGCGAAAUAGGAGGUUUGCCCGUUAACUAAUCUAGAAUAGGAGGCAUAAAAUUCCCAAGGAAACCCAUCUCUACCAUACCUAAUAGAGCCUAUUAGGUUAAGGAGGGUUCUCUCUAAACUAGCUUAGGAGGCAUUGAAUGCCCAAAGAAACCCAGCUCAAAUUGAGCCGCUUUGGAUGAAGGAUAUUUCCUCUCUAAACUAGCCUAGGAGGCAUGAAAUGCCGAAGAACACCCAUAUCCAAUGGAGCCUCUUAACCUAAGGAGGUCUCCUCUCUAAGCUAGGUUAGAAUGACAAUUAGAUUGAUAGGCUUUCACACAACACAAUCAUUCAUGAAUAAUACCUCAACAUUCACAUUAAAACACAACCACACACACAAAUCAUUCAAUUCAUACAAGCAUUCACAUAAUUGUAGCUAGGGUUUACAACACCAAAGUGAAUAGGUAGGCUAAUCCAUAGCUUCACAAGGGAAAACAACAAAAAGGAGAGAAAGAACCAUGGAGAGGUGGAAAUCUUCCUCCCUUGUUGCUUGAAUCUCACUUGAGAAGAAGAAAUCUUUAAUCCCCUAGCUUGAAUUGAGCCCAAUCUCCCUCUUCCUCCUUGAGUGUCACUUUCUCUCUCUACAAUGGGAAGAGGAAACCCUAAUCUCUCACUAGAAACUCUCUUUAUUCUGAAAACUAAAACCCUACCUAAAGCUAUCCCUUAUUCUUCCUUUCAGCUCUCCAUUUAUACUGAGAUCGCGCCUAGUUCACGGGCUUCCAGUUCACGGCAGUGAACACCUAAACGUAUCUGUGAACUCAGUGUUGUGGGCCAAAACGCACCUCUUCACUCCCGGAGUUCACAGAUGUGCUUACAGUUCGCUUACAGUUCACGGUCUUAGCGACCGUGAACUGCCUUGUUUUCGGUAACCUUCGGAACCCCUCUGAAUGCUUAUUUGUUCACGUUUUUGGUUCAGUUCACGGUCCUGGCGACCGUGAACUCGCAACUCUGACCGUAAACUACGACUGGUUCCUAGACGCCUCCGCUUCACUGUCACGGGACAAUUGUCACGCCUUUGGACUUCUAUUCGAUUUUUGCGCUUUUUGACCUCCAAUCAUCUCGAAACUUGUCCUCGACCCUUCCACACAUGCCAGGAUCUGAAAUGUAUCAAAACAAGCACAACCUAACAUGAAAUAUGUCGAGGAACGAUGAAAUGCAAAGUCAAACUAUCAAGAAAUGAGGGGCAAAAUGUGUACAAUUGGACCUGAAUCACUAGGUUGUGCUUCUUUUGUCACAUUUCAGGUCCUAGUACAUGUGGGAAGGUCCGGGACAAGUUUCGGGUCAUUUGAAGGUCAAAACGAGCCAAAAAAUGGACGUUGAGCACUGUUCACGGGCUGUAGGCAAUGUCACGCCCUUAGACCGUGAAAAUCACCCCCAGGGAGUGAAGAGCAAGACUUCAAGGGCAGGACUCAUUUAUCACGGUCCUAAAACCGUGAUAAUAACCCCCCAGACUGUGAAGUGGCCAAUUUCCAGAGCGGUUUGCCGUCUCACUGGAGUCCAACCAAUUCACGGUCGCUAAGACCGUGAACUCAAGCCCCAAACCGUGUAGAGGUGGGCAACGGGAAAUGAGUAUUUGGAUAUACUCAUACCCAUCCCGUUUUUUGAGGGUUACGGGUAUCCAAAUACCCGUAAUUGUUUUUACGGAAUGGAAUUUGAGAUCAAGAAAACCUAUAAUGAGUACCUGUACUAUCCGCCAUCGUCCAAAUCUUAACCGAUAUCUCUGCUGCAUUGCAUGCCUACAUAUAUAUUUGGCAUUGCAGGGCUACAUCAAAUGAGAUUCUAGUUAUUAAUUUCCAUUUGUCAGGCCAGUAACCACCUUUGUUACACAAAAAUAACCAGAAAGCUCUUAGUUAAGUUACCUAGAAUUUCACGUAGCAGUAGCAGCAGCCGCUAAUGAAAUACUAAUAUUUAUAUGCAUGCAGCAGGAAUUCUCCUUCAUCGUAUAAGUCAGCAAUCCAUUCAUAAUUAUAAUCAUCUUUCCACCAGAACGCCAUAUUGCUCUUCAGAAUUUUGACUAAUUGGAUAAUCCGCCACAAUAUACAUAGCUUUUGGAAUUUCUGAUCAGCGUAUCUCUCUUCACGAUUACCAGUUGUACUGAGCUAGUGCGCAGUGGGGAUAUUUUUUCAGUAUGUGACGAUGAUGUGCAAGCGGGUGAGUGAGAGUGACGUUAUUUUGAGGUGGAGCAAUUAUGCUUUUGUCAUUUUAGGUAUUAUACGGGUUACCUGCGGGUACUGUCACAUGUGGCAGAUGAUAUGGCGCCAACAAGGUGACAACAUGGCGGCUGCACAUGUGGCGGCGUGUAUGGAAGACUAGUAGCAUAAAGAUGCUCCUAGGAUUCUCCACCUAAAUGAGGGCUUAAUGGUGCACUUAUGAGUCACAUAAUGGGUGACAUUUAUAAAGUGCAUAAUUGGAU
This is a messenger RNA of Linum trigynum, 7926 nucleotides long. Lineage: Eukaryota; Viridiplantae; Streptophyta; Magnoliopsida; Malpighiales; Linaceae. The record is from the annotation of a GenBank genome assembly.